GCACAGCCGGCCUCGCGGGAGCCUUGCGCGUCGAGGCGUUGGGAGGGACGGGUCAGUGACCCCGAAGGAGGACUGAGGAGGGCGUUCAAGCCGAGGGAUCCGCCGUUCCGAGGGACCGAGGCGUGUAGGACUGGGGUUUCAUUACUGCUUAAGCUGCAUCCAUGGAGCACAUACAGGGUGCUUGGAAGACGAUCAGCAACGGUUUUGGACUUAAGGAUGCUGUGUUUGACGGCUCCAGCUGCAUCUCCCCAACGAUAGUGCAGCAGUUUGGCUAUCAGCGCCGGGCCUCAGAUGAUGGCAAACUCACAGAGUCCUCGAAGACGAGCAGCACCAUCCGGGUCUUCUUGCCAAAUAAGCAGAGAACGGUGGUCAACGUGCGGAAUGGGAUGAGCUUGCACGACUGCCUUAUGAAAGCACUCAAGGUGAGGGGCCUGCAACCAGAGUGCUGUGCAGUGUUCAGACUUCUCCACGAACACAAAGGUAAAAAAGCACGUUUAGAUUGGAAUACUGAUGCUGCCUCUUUGAUUGGAGAAGAACUUCAAGUAGAUUUCCUGGAUCAUGUUCCCCUCACAACACACAACUUUGCUCGGAAGACGUUCCUGAAGCUUGCCUUCUGUGACAUCUGUCAGAAGUUCCUGCUAAACGGGUUUCGAUGUCAGACUUGUGGCUACAAAUUUCAUGAGCACUGUAGCACCAAAGUCCCUACCAUGUGUGUGGACUGGAGUAACAUCAGACAGCUCUUGUUGUUUCCAAAUUCCACUAUUGGUGAAAGUGGGGUCCCAGCACUACCUUCUCUGACCAUGCGUCGGAUGCGAGAGUCUGUUUCCCGGAUGCCUGUUAGUUCCCAGCACAGGUAUUCCACACCCCACGCCUUCACCUUCAACUCCUCCAGCCCCUCCUCCGAAGGUUCCCUCUCCCAGAGACAGAGGUCGACGUCCACACCUAACGUCCACAUGGUCAGCACAACGCUGCCUGUGGACAGCAGGAUGAUUGAGAAUAACAGCCUGAAUACUUCUCCCAGGGCGUGGUCCAGAGGAUUUUGUGUAAGGGGAAGAGAUGCAAUUCGAAGUCACAGCGAAUCAGCCUCCCCGUCAGCCCUGUCCAGCAGCCCCAACAACCUGAGCCCAACAGGCUGGUCACAGCCCAAAGCCCCUGUGCCGGCACAGAGAGAGCGUGCUCCAGGACCUGGCACCCAGGAGAAGAACAAAAUUAGGCCUCGUGGACAGAGAGAUUCAAGUUAUUACUGGGAAAUAGAAGCCAGUGAAGUGAUGCUGUCCACCCGCAUCGGGUCAGGCUCCUUUGGAACUGUCUAUAAGGGCAAGUGGCAUGGAGAUGUGGCGGUAAAGAUCCUGAAGGUGGUGGACCCAACCCCAGAGCAGUUCCAGGCCUUCAGGAACGAGGUGGCGGUGCUGCGCAAAACGCGGCAUGUGAACAUCCUGCUCUUUAUGGGGUACAUGACGAAGGACAACCUGGCGAUUGUGACCCAGUGGUGUGAGGGUAGCAGCCUUUACAAACACCUGCAUGUCCAGGAGACCAAGUUCCAGAUGUUCCAGCUGAUUGACAUCGCUCGACAGACAGCGCAGGGCAUGGACUACUUGCACGCGAAGAACAUCAUCCACCGGGACAUGAAAUCCAACAACAUAUUUCUCCAUGAAGGCCUAACGGUGAAAAUUGGCGAUUUUGGUUUGGCGACAGUGAAGUCACGGUGGAGCGGCUCUCAGCAGGUGGAGCAGCCCACUGGCUCUGUGCUGUGGAUGGCCCCAGAGGUAAUUCGCAUGCAGGACAACAACCCGUUCAGCUUCCAGUCUGACGUCUACUCCUACGGCAUCGUGCUAUAUGAGCUGAUGACGGGGGAGCUCCCCUACUCCCACAUCAACAACCGCGACCAGAUCAUCUUCAUGGUGGGCCGAGGUUAUGCCUCGCCAGACCUCAGCAAGCUCUACAAGAACUGCCCCAAGGCCAUGAAGCGGCUGGUGGCGGACUGCGUGAAGAAAGUGAAGGAGGAGCGGCCUCUCUUCCCCCAGAUCCUGUCUUCCAUUGAGCUGCUCCAGCACUCUUUACCCAAGAUCAACCGGAGCGCGUCUGAGCCAUCCCUGCACCGGGCAGCGCACACUGAGGACAUCAACGCAUGUACGCUGACCACAUCCCCGAGGCUACCUGUCUUCUAGUUGGCUCUGCACCCAGGGAGGGAGGGAGUCAGCAGCACCACUCAUCUACUGUCCUUGGGGCGAAGCGCACGUGUCCAGAAAAGCUGCUAAGGACCUUCUAGACCACACACAGGGCCUUACUUCACGUUGCCUUCUUCUCUACCCACGUGGCCCCAGAGGAGGAAGCUGGUCACCACCCUGCUGCCUCGCCCCUGUGGGCCUAGCCUUCUCCAGGUGCACACAUCUCACGCAAUACUGCGCUGGGCCCUGGCGGGCAGCAAGGGGGCGUAUUUUGGGAGAGAAAGGUGGUGAACAGCCUGGCCCCAUUGCGGGGACACAUGGUGUUUUGGAAAUCGGCUUUUUCACCUCUCAGACGGUGCAGGGCCAGUUUUGCACAUAUUGCACCAAACAGCCAGGACUGCCGGGACCCCAGCCGCAGAGAGCCUGCUUUUGGUACUAUGGAACUCGACUAUGGGGACGUGUCCCCAUGUCCCAUCUGCCCUCCCCAGGAGCAGCCCGCCUCACCGAUUCUGUCUUCCAGGAGCUGCCCCUGUCCCAGGGCAAGCGCCGGCCAGCCCUGUCCCCAGUCACCCUCAGUGUUGUGUAUGCAAGGAAGCCAGGACCCAGGUUUUCUUGAUGAUCUGGGUUUUAAUUUUGUUUUUAUUGCACCUGACAAGAUACAAGUUAUCUGAUUGUUCCUCAAUUAUGUUAUUUUAAUAAAAUAAAUUAAAUCUA
This is a messenger RNA of Chinchilla lanigera (long-tailed chinchilla), 2882 nucleotides long. It is a transcript of the gene Raf1, whose product is annotated as Raf-1 proto-oncogene, serine/threonine kinase. Gene Ontology annotation, molecular function: ATP binding; protein kinase activity. The transcript has 18 exons. The coding region runs from base 162 to 2168 and encodes 668 amino acids. Lineage: Eukaryota; Metazoa; Chordata; Mammalia; Rodentia; Chinchillidae. Gene Ontology annotation, cellular component: mitochondrion; cytosol; plasma membrane. Gene Ontology annotation, biological process: protein phosphorylation; signal transduction. The record is from RefSeq and is a predicted model, not a curated record.